Messenger RNA from Pseudo-nitzschia multistriata, 1932 nucleotides. Lineage: Eukaryota; Bacillariophyta; Bacillariophyceae; Bacillariales; Bacillariaceae. The record is from the annotation of a GenBank genome assembly.
AUCCGUUGUUCUUGUUUCUGUUGCUGCGUUUGCCGGCUUCCAUCGAAGGCGGAUUCGACACUCGAGUGGCACCGGUUUUUUUGCACCGCACCGAAUUGCAUCGCACCGAAUUGCAUCGCAGCUCGUACCGUACCGUACCGAGCGUGCCCGGGUCAAAUGUCGUCUCUAGUGAGCGGGGACAGCAGUGUCGGCGACGAAUCGAUUGAGGAAUCCGGUGGCGAGCUCAAUCCCAUCGAGAUCGACGAUUCCACCUCCUCGAACAGCGAGAGCGAGAGCGAUUCGCCAUCGGGCGCCUUUGUCCUGAGUGGCACCAACCAGAAUGCCAAAAACGAGUACGAAACGAAGGCUGCGAAGGGAAACCACAGCGGAGAAGACGGCGACGAAGAGUAUGUGGAAGGCGAGGACGAAGAGGAAUCCAACAGCAACAGCGAAAGCGAAAGCGUCGACGUGGACGAAACCGAGGGCAACUACAACAUGGAUGGCGAAGAUGACAACGACGACGAAAAAGACGACGACGAGACCAACUCGGAUCCAAUCCGCAAGGCCUCGCCCAAAGCUUCCGCCAAAACUUCCGGUGAAACAUCGACCAUGCCAGAGAAAGUCAGAAAACACAUUUGGGGAGACAUUGAGUCCAUGCUUGAAAUCAAGAAAUCUCCCUACGAGGGCUACGAGUGUGCGGAGGUGGGCGAAGAUUGUUUCGAAGAACUGAGGACGAUGCUGCACUAUACCGGAAAACGGAACGAUGAAAUCAACCCCAAACUAGCAGCUCUGGUGGGAGACAAACUAGCCCUCGAUCUCUACAAAGCCCACUACGAAAUCGGAAAAUCCGGUAUUUUGUACAGCGCCAACUGGAGGGAGGGAAAGAUCCGGGACGGCGAUUUCGGCUUGAUCCCGAAGGGGUCGCUCCUUCUCUGCCUGCACGAGCACCGGUUCGCGAGGGGAAGCGAAAGCCUCCUGCAGGCGGUCGCCCGGAACCUCGAGUGCACGCGGAUCGUCCUAGAAGCCAUGGACACAUGGCACCUGACGGAAGACUUCCCGAACCUCCUAUCGACAAAAGACGAGGACUCCUUUGUCUUUGCAACCCAAAAAUCGAGCUGCUACAAGUGUGAGAUAUUCGUGGCGAGGGCCUUUCAGACCCUCCUCCUCCUGAACAAGACCCACGAGGUCAGCUCCGUCCUGACGAAAAAAAUCAAGGAAUGCCUCGCCCUGAUGAACAAGCACGUCCGACCGAACCAGACUGCGCUCGCCAGGAUGCGGGACAAACCACCAAGGAGUACGCGGCGGGCCAGGGCACCGGCCCGCGUCGACCGCGCCAGGAAGAGCAGGACCCCCGACGAGGGGGAAGGCCCGGGCCACCCCUCGCCACCCGCUGCGGCGCAGGAAAAGAAAACGAAAAGGCCUUCGAGGCGCCGCCGGGCCAAGGCCGAGACGGGUGGGGGGAACCCCCCGAAGCGGCGCCGCAAGGUCCAGGAUUCCGGGGAACGCAUGGAAUCGCUCCUGAUGCUCUUUGACAACAUGCAAUCACAGAUCAAGCGGAUAUGCCAGAUGAUGACGUUCUAUGGGACCCAGCUGCGCGACCACCGGGACAUACUGAGAGAUGAGAUUAUGGAAUCUCUGUUGGAGGGAGAAAAGAGCAGCGGCUAGAGAGCCAGGGAAAGCUGUGUCCGCCUUUCCAGUUUUUGAAUCGAGUGUUGGAUCGGUAGGAUUGUUUAGCUGCGCUGGUUGGCGUCGGGGACCAAAAACUUUGAUGUGUUGCUGUGGAUAUUGGAUAUUCUUCACGCGUGCGUGUAUAGAAAUAGGGGUGAGAUAAUUGUGCAUCGGAUCGUGUUCAAAUACAGGGCAUUUAGAUACCGGUACGUCGGAUGCAACAAUAAAUUAAAUGAAUGAGGCGAUGCCAUCUGGAAUCAAUAAGAAUACAAAAUACAGUUAAUG